Scutellospora calospora is the source of this 843-nucleotide messenger RNA. NCBI's taxonomy places the organism in Eukaryota, Fungi, Glomeromycota, Glomeromycetes, Diversisporales, Gigasporaceae. The record is from the annotation of a GenBank genome assembly.
AUGAGAAUCUAUAACUCUUUCUCUGAAAAUUCAUUGUGGAAAGAUGAAUUUUUGAAUGUUAAACCUUAUCCAUUAACGUUGGAUCUUGAUGAAUUGAUUUCUCCUGCAAGUCAUUCACGUCGUGUAAUACAAUACGAAAGAAACCCGACUUCCUCGGAUCCACCACGUCCAUUAAACGCAUUUUUCUUAUAUCGUAAAGACUUUAGCGCAAAAUUAAGAAAAGAAGGAAUUAAAAUGAAAAAUGGUGAUGUUUCUCACCUGGUAUCUGAAGAAUGGAACAAACAACCGAAAGAAGUUCUUCUUCAUCUGCCUUUAGAUGAAAUGGUAGUAAAUGAACAAGAAAAUGUUAAUAAUGAUAUCUUACUUUCAUUAUUUCCAGAAUUAUCAAAUCUGUUUGUUGAUAACUCGUUCCCAAAUUUUCCGUUGUUUCCUGAAUUAUCCAAUAUAAACGCAGAUAAUAUUCCAAUUGAGAAUAUUAAUGUUGAUAAUUCAUUCCAAAAUUUCCCAUUAUCACCAGAAUUACCAAAUAACAUAGAUUUCGACAUCUCAAUGCUCCCAUUACAAAAUUUCCCGUUAUCUCCAGAAUUACAAAAUAACAUAGACUUUGACAUUUCAAUGCUCCCAUUACAAAAUCUCCCGUUAUCCCCAUUAUCUCCCGAUUUUUUAAAUAAUCUAAAUGUCAACGAUAAUUCUUCAAUGCUCCCAGGUUAUCUUAUGAAUGUCGAUAUGAAUUUCGAUGAUUUCCAACUUUAUCCCGAUUAUGACUUUUUUUAUCUUUAUGAAAAUGAAAUUAUCGAUAACCAACUGUUACAAGAUUUUACGAAUUUCGAUGUUCAACAGUAA